AAAAACAAAACAAAUAAUAUUAACUUUUAUUCUACAAGCAUUGCUCGAGGUACUCUCGCGUAGGCUUACGUUUAAGGUUUUGUUUUUUUUUUAAUAAAAUUACAUUAUAAAUAAUAUUAGUAAUUCGGCCGUGCUACAUCGCAGCAAUUCAAUAUGACCGAAAUAUCUAUGUAUGCGACCGGCGUGACGUUAGCCUUUUAUUUGGCCAUACAAAUUUUCCAAAGUGGUUGUGCCGGAGCGCCUACGGUCGAAGACCAAGCAAUGGAAGAUUCUAAACGGUCGUUGUUCGAUUUCAACCACAGUACGAAUAAUGAAGGGAUUUCCGAAAUAAGAAACCAACAGCUUGCCUUUGACGAGCCUUCCAGCUUUGAAGACGGCGGCAAUUGGUCCGAAGCGAGUCCAAGAGACACCCGUUCGGUGAGCAAUGACGAUGACGAUUUCAAUUUCCCAAAUGGCAACAACAUGGUGUUCAUGCUGCCGUCGGCAAAAAAAGCCAGCGAAGAUGGAAUUCCGCUCAAGCAAGCACUUGUAGUUCUUUAGUGAAUAUUUUUAGUCGAUAUUUGUCUUUAUAAAAGCUGUUACUUUAAUACUGAUAUGUAAUAUUCUUGUUUAUUGCGAUUAAACGAUUACAAAAGCGUUAUAAAACAAA
Molecule: messenger RNA, 649 nt
Organism: Adelges cooleyi (spruce gall adelgid)
Lineage: Eukaryota; Metazoa; Arthropoda; Insecta; Hemiptera; Adelgidae
Exons: 2
Coding region: 154-540 (128 amino acids)
Source: RefSeq, a predicted model, not a curated record